UUUCAUGGCAUCCUUCUGACAUGGCCAGAGGACCAAAGAAACAUUUGAAGCGAUUGCACGCUCCGAAAUCAUGGAUGCUCGACAAGCUCGGUGGAGUAUUUGCUCCACGGCCGAGCACCGGGCCUCACAAGUUGAGGGAGUCACUUCCUCUGAUCAUCAUGCUGCGUAACCGUCUGAAGUAUGCUUUGACGGGGGCUGAAGUAAAGAAGAUCGUAAAGCAACGCCUUAUCAAGGUAGACCACAAAGUGCGCACCGACACAAACUACCCUGCUGGUUUCAUGGACGUCAUCACGAUAGAAAAGACUGGGGAGUUCUUCCGCUUGUUGUAUGACGUGAAGGGCCGCUUUGUUCUGCACCGCAUCACCCCGGAAGAGGCCAAAUACAAGCUGUGCAGGGUGAAGAGGGUGCAAGUGGGCCCCAAGGGGGUUCCUUUCUUGGUCACCCACGAUGCACGCACCAUCCGUUACCCCGACCCCCUCAUCAAGGUCAACGACACCGUCAAGGUUGAUCUGGCUACUGGCAAGAUUGACGACUACAUUAAGUUCGACUCUGGAAAUGUAUGCAUGGUGACCGGUGGUCACAACUUGGGUCGUGUCGGCACUAUCAUGUCUCGAGAGAGACAUCCAGGAUCCUUCGAUAUUGUCCAUGUCAAGGAUUCCCAGGGACACACCUUUGCUACCAGGUUGAGCUAUAUCUUCAUCAUCGGCAAGGGUACUAAGCCAUACAUUUCUCUGCCACGUGGCAAAGGAGUGAAGCUCUCCGUUGCAGAAGAAAGGGAUCGUCGGCUGCAGAUUAAGGCGCAGCACUGAAGUGGCUAAUAAACGGGCUGUUCUGGAGCAUAAACUUU
Ornithodoros turicata is the source of this 847-nucleotide messenger RNA. RefSeq names its product small ribosomal subunit protein eS4 (gene RpS4). Gene Ontology annotation, biological process: translation. The record is from RefSeq and is a predicted model, not a curated record. Gene Ontology annotation, molecular function: RNA binding; structural constituent of ribosome. Gene Ontology annotation, cellular component: cytosolic small ribosomal subunit; ribosome. The transcript has 6 exons. Lineage: Eukaryota; Metazoa; Arthropoda; Arachnida; Ixodida; Argasidae. Bases 21 to 809 code for a protein of 262 amino acids.